AUGAAGGAAUGUUUGAUAAAGCUCCCUACACUGACCGUGCCGUAUGAGAAGGAACCACUCAUACUGUACUUAUCUUCUUCGGAUAAGGCAGUAGGGUCGGUAUUGAUGGUAGAAAGAAACGGAGUUCAAACUCCAAUUUAUUAUGUUAGUAGGGUGCUUACCGAUCCAGAAACGAGAUACUCCACAAUGGGUAAGUUGGUACUGGCACUGCUUCAUGCUUCUAGAAGGCUGCGUAGAUACUUUACAGGGCACGUAAUCACAGUACUUACCAACUUCCACAUCGGCACAAUAUUGCAAAAACCAGAGACGUCUGGGCGGUUAGCAAAAUGGGCAAUCGAAUUGGGGGGCCACAACAUCUUGUAUAGGUCGCGCCCAGCCAUCAAGGGUCAAGUUUUAGCAGACUUCAUCACAGAAGUCCCGGUGGAAAAAAUCAAAGAUUGUGAGAUUGUUGAGACUCCCGGAAAAGACACAUCUAAUGAGCUGUGGUUACUAUACAUUGAUGGGGCAUCAAAUGAGGAUGGCACAGGAGCAGGGUUGCGCCUUGUAAGCCCCAAAAAGCAUGAAUUUACAUACGCCAUCAAGUUGGAUUUCAAGAACACCAACAAUGAGGCGGAAUAUAAGGCAUCCCUGGCAGGCUUACGUCUCGCCCUAAAAAUGGGGGCUCAAAAUCUACAAGCACAUGUCGACUCGCUUUUGAUCGCCAGUCAAAUCAACGGAAUCUAUGAUGCAAAAGGCGAAGUUAUGGCCUUAUAUUUGGAUCAGGCGAAAGAAUUGCUUCAGCAAUUCAAGUCAUACAAGGUAGUUCACAUCAAUUGUUCCGAAAACAAACCAGCAGACGCCUUGAGCAAGCUCGCUUCAACUUCCUUUCAACAUCUCACCCAAGAUGUAAGGAUUGAAGUACUAAAAAAUCCAUCAGUCCUGUUGCGCCAGGAAGGAAUACUCCCGGAGAGCAAAGCAGAGGCAAGGAAGAUUCAAAACAAGGCCCUGCAUUAUGAGAUGAAUGGUGGUAUUCUAUACCGAAAGUCCUUCUUGGGGCCCCUAUUGCGCUGUGUAGACCCCCAGGACGCGAAUUACUUGAUCAGAGAGAUUCACGAAGGAAUCUGUGGCAUCCAUGCAGGCCUGCGCAUGGUUGUCACGAAGAUUAUGAAUGCUGGUUAUUACUGGCCAGGGAUGCAUGUCGAUGCUCUAAGGGAGUUGCGCAAAUGUGACUCAUGCCAAAGACAAUCCCCGAAAACCCUGCGCCCGAAAAACGAUCUCCUUCUUGUAUCCACUGCUUGGCCUUUCCAACAGUGGGGAAUUGAUAUGGUGGGACCUUUCCCUGAUGCUCCGGGAGCCGUGAAGUUCAUAAUCGUGGCCGUUGAUUAUUUUACGAAGUGGGUGGAGGCCAAAGCUCUCGCCUCAACUACUACAAUGAUGGUGCGCAAGUUUAUCUGGGAACACAUCAUUUGCAGGUUUGGUCUCCCACUCAAAAUCGUCACAGACAAUGGUACCAAUUUUGCUUCCGAAGAUCUUCAAAACUGGAUGAAGGAAAUGAAGAUUGAGCAUACUUUCUCCUCGGUUGCACAUGCUCAAGGCAAUGGUCAGGUGGAAAGUGUCAACAAAAGUAUCGUUGAGGGGAUAAAAGCCCGUCUGGGCACGAAGAGAAGAGGCUGGGUAGAUGAGCUCCUAAGCAUCCUGUGGGCUCAUCGAACCAUGCCGAAAACAAGCACUGGCGAAACUCCUUUCAGCCUAGUCUACGGCUCGGAGGCAGUUAUCCCAGCUGAAAUCGGUUUGCCCUCGCCACGUUUGACAGCAGUCAAUACUAUCGACAACGAGGUAGAGCGUCAUCUGGACUUGGAUUUGCUAGAAGAGAGGCGCGAAAUUGCGCGAAUUAAACAAGCCAAGUACAAGACACAACUGGAAAGGUACUACAAUGCGAGAGUGCGCAUUUGUACCUUCACUCCAGGAGAAUAUGUCUUCCGAGACAACGAAGCUUCAAACGCUGAGCGCCCAGGAAAGCUAGCACCCAAAUGGGAAGGCCCAUACUUAAUACAUGAAGUGCUAGGGAAAGGGGCAUACAAAUUGCGCACUCUGGAUGGAUACAUCAUCCCGCGCACGUGGAAUGCCCAACAACUGCGCAAGUGCUACAUGUAA
Molecule: messenger RNA, 2133 nt
Organism: Helianthus annuus (common sunflower)
Lineage: Eukaryota; Viridiplantae; Streptophyta; Magnoliopsida; Asterales; Asteraceae
Exons: 2
Coding region: 1-2133 (710 amino acids)
Biological process (GO): DNA integration
Molecular function (GO): nucleic acid binding; RNA-DNA hybrid ribonuclease activity
Source: RefSeq, a predicted model, not a curated record